Molecule: messenger RNA, 285 nt
Organism: Rotaria sordida
Lineage: Eukaryota; Metazoa; Rotifera; Eurotatoria; Philodinida; Philodinidae
Source: the annotation of a GenBank genome assembly
AUGAUUUCACAUACAAAAAGUAGUUUUAUUAAAUCAUGGGAAGAAUUUCAAGAUGUUUAUAAUACAGCAAAUAAUGAUGAUACAUUAAAACAAUCAAAACAAUAUGAAGAAGCACAAAAAAUUUAUGAUGAAAUUAAUAAAGCUCAUCAAGAAGAUCGUCUUAUCGAUGCUUGUCAACGUGAAAUUGGUCAAUUAACAACGAGGAUCAAUGAAUUAACACAAUUAUAUAUGGCUAAUCAAAUAACCAAUGCACCAACAGUUGAAUUAGGACAAGCUGUUGGAUGA